CCAUACUAAGGGAUUCACAGUCCCAUUCAUGAAGAAUCAUUUUACCAUCCGCGCAGAUAUAAAAAUCCCUUUUUUGCUUUGUUUUCUCUCCACUUUGGGGUCUGGGAGAGAGUUUCUUUGGAAUAAGUCUUUGUCGUCUGCCCUAGUUUGCACAAGUAUUACGAACAAGUACAUCGUGUCUCAGCGUAAAGUUAGAAGUAGGGAUGAGAGUAUUCUGGGAAAUAAAUCAACGGCAGCAUUCAAAAACCUCUAGUUUUUGGGAUAAGAAGUACUCUCACCUUUGCGUUAGUUAGUCUUGUCAGUAUCAAAAUGUCAUUUGAACUAGUGAUUGCAGCUAGAAACAGGAAGAGAUUCUAGAAUCCACCUCCAAUUAAUAGAAUAAACUUCCC
Molecule: messenger RNA, 389 nt
Organism: Mucor mucedo
Lineage: Eukaryota; Fungi; Mucoromycota; Mucoromycetes; Mucorales; Mucoraceae
Exons: 1
Coding region: 29-253 (74 amino acids)
Source: RefSeq, a predicted model, not a curated record